Phragmites australis (common reed) is the source of this 2066-nucleotide messenger RNA. Its product is annotated as ABSCISIC ACID-INSENSITIVE 5-like protein 2. Lineage: Eukaryota; Viridiplantae; Streptophyta; Magnoliopsida; Poales; Poaceae. The transcript is spliced from 3 exons. Gene Ontology annotation, biological process: positive regulation of DNA-templated transcription. Gene Ontology annotation, cellular component: nucleus. The record is from RefSeq and is a predicted model, not a curated record. Gene Ontology annotation, molecular function: DNA-binding transcription factor activity. Bases 363 to 1562 code for a protein of 399 amino acids.
UAUCUUGGGCUUCAGAAAGGCGAAGGCGGGCCCAAACUGUCGUUCACACGGCAACACACCAUUCCUCUUCGUGGCCAUCGCCGGCGCCGGCGCCACGCGCCGUCGUGCCCUCCGUGCAGCCACUCCGAAGGAGAUCUAUUCCCUCGCGGUCGUCCUCGUACCCGCCCCAACACCACCUACAGGUAUUGGAUCGGCGUGGGGUGGAGAUCCAUACGGACUUCGAUUAAUUUAUUCUGCCGUUCGAUUAGGCUCUUCUUCGUCAGCGCGCACAAGAUCGAUCUCAGUUGAUGCCGCAGCAGUUGUGAAUCAAGGUGCGGGUGCAGUCUAUUUUCCAAAACAAAUUGGGGUUCAGCUAUUCCCCCAUGCCCCGCGCUAAGGCGGCCACUGAGUGCCUAUUCAUGAUUCAGCCAAUGGCAUCGGAGACUGGAGGUGGGAGUGGCGGCGAUGCCAGCUCAGCGCAACGCGGGCAGAUGCAGGGCUUGGCAAGACAAGGAUCUCUAUACAACCUUACCCUAAAUGAGGUGCAGAGCCAUUUGGGAGCGCCCUUGCUUAGUAUGAACUUCGAUGAGCUCCUCAAGAGCGUGUUUCCUGAUGGUGUAGACCCCGAUGGCUCCAUCGCAGGCAAACCUGAGCAGACCUCGGGCCUGCAGCGACAGGGGAGCAUCACAAUGCCUCCGCAGCUGAGCAAGAAGACUGUUGAUGAGGUGUGGAAAGGCAUCCGGGAUGGACCGGAGAUCAGUGCUGAGGAGGGUGGUUGUCAGAGGCGGGAGAGGCAACCAACGCUAGGGGAGAUGACACUGGAGGAUUUCCUGGUCAAAGCUGGGGCUGUCAUGGAAGGAUGUAUGAAGGAUUCAGAUGAUUUGCCAGGCAACAUGGAUACAGUUGGGAGCAGUGUUGUUGCAGCUGGUGCUUCUGGUUUGAAUCCUGGAGCACAAUGGUUGCAGCACUACCAGCAGCAAGCUUUGGAGCCCCAGCAGCCAACUAUUAUAGGUUCAUUCAUGGCUAGUCAGUUGGCCCCCCAGCCUUUGUCUGUCGCUACAGGUGUCAUUUUGGAUUCAAUUUACUCUGAUGGCCAGAUUACUUCACCAAUACUCGGUUCACUUUCAGACCCUCAGACACCUGGGCACAAAUGUGGUGCCUUAGGGGAGGUGAAGGAUAAGGUGAUCGAGAGAAGGCAGAAGCGGAUGAUAAAAAAUAGGGAAUCAGCUGCCCGAUCAAGAGCAAGAAAGCAGGCUUACACCAAUGAGCUGGAAAACAAGGUAUCUCGUCUAGAAGAGGAGAAUGAGAGGCUAAAGAAACAGAAGGUACUUUUAUCUCUUGGUGUCAUUAUACUGUUUUCUUUUCCCAUAAUAUUUAGUGGAGGGUAUUCAACUAAAGCAUUCCAUUAUGCCUUGAUAGUGAACUAUAGGUUCUUAGUACUUUUGGUUUACAUUAGACAAAUAUUCAUUUCCUUUUCAAUCCACCUCUUUCUACUUGGGCUCAAUAGUCAUAUCAUGUACCAAGUGGUAACAGAUAAGUGCAAUGUACUUAUGUGCUCACAAUCGAUCUGUAGUUCCACAUAGUGUGGAGAUUUGAAUCUCUAUUAUCACUCCUGUACCUUGUACGAUUAUUAGUGAUACAUUUUUUGUUUCUACAGCAUUACUCUUGUGGGUUUGUUGUGUUCCCCUUGUUAGGUUUUGAAAAAAACCAUCUUUUGGGGGCUAUCUAAAGGGAAAGAAGGAAGUUAUUUUCCCUUGCUUUUUGAGUUUGCAAUGGGAACAACUUCAUAGACUCGUGGAGCUUUAUGGGCAAUAUCUGUGUUGGCAUAAUUAAUUACUGAUUCAUUGAGACAGUCGAUGCCAUUACCUUCUUUGCUUUCUCUGCCGAAAAACAGAUCUUUGCCUGAGCAUUGAAUACAUGUUUUUUCAUAAUGAACUUUUUUUUGAAUCAUCCCUAUGCUAUUAGCUGAUUUCACAUGUUCUCAUAUCUGUUAUUUCAUAAGGCUAUGACCUUGCACUUCGUUGCUUUUUUAGCCUACUGCAAUGAGGUUGUGAUACUCCUUACUCUUGUGGUGAUGCAUCAUUUUU